Amorphotheca resinae ATCC 22711 is the source of this 924-nucleotide messenger RNA. RefSeq lists its product as hypothetical. NCBI's taxonomy places the organism in Eukaryota, Fungi, Ascomycota, Leotiomycetes, Helotiales, Amorphothecaceae. The record is from RefSeq and is a predicted model, not a curated record. The transcript has 6 exons. The coding region runs from base 1 to 924 and encodes 307 amino acids. Gene Ontology annotation, molecular function: methyltransferase activity.
AUGCUGACUAACCUCGGCUGGAAAAGGAGCUCGACCGUCUCUCUUCGGGAGAGUAUCUUCAGAUACGUCGAAGAAAAUGGCCGUACCUAUCAUUCCUUCAAACAAGGGAAGUAUGUCUUGCCAAACGACGAGCAGGAGCAGGAGAGACUUGAUCUGCAACACCACUUAUUUCUAUUGUCAUUGGAUGGCCUACAUAUAGCUCCCCUACCAGCAUCCCUUCACAACGUGCUAGAUGUGGGAACAGGGACCGGCAUCUGGGCGACAGAAUUUGCGCAACAAUACCCCAUGGCCCAAGUCAUAGGCACGGAUCUCAGCCCCAUCCAACCCGCCUAUGUACCCCCAAACUGCAGCUUCGAAGUAAGCGACGCCGAAGAACCCUGGGACUACCGUCAAGAGUUCGACUACAUCCACGGCCGCGCCCUGCUCUCCUGCUUCCAAGACCCCUCCUGGAUCAUCAAGCAAGCAUACGACGCGCUCCGGCCCGGCGGCCUCCUCGAGCUCCAGGACCCUCAGAUGCCAAUCCGCUGCAUCGACCGCUCUAUGGAUGGCCACGCACUGCAGGAAUGGGGCGCGCAAGUCUGCCUCGCGGCCGAGAACCUCGGACGUCCAGUAACGAACUCCAAGAACUACGGCCGCUACAUGCACGCCGCGGGCUUCGUCGACAUCGUCGAGAAGCACUUCUACUGGCCGCUGAACCCGUGGCCCCGCGGCAAGAAGGAGAAGCUGGUCGGUAUGUGGGCCCAGCAGAAUCUGCUCGAUGGCGUGCAUGCCAUGAGUAUGGCGCUCCUGACGAGGGGCUUGGGAUGGUCGAGAGAGCAGGUCGAGCUGCUGCUUGUGGGCGUGAGAGACGAUCUCAGGAAUCGUGCCGUGCAUUCGUAUAUUGAUCUUGUCGUUUUCUAUGGCCGUAGACCCGAAUCUAGCUGA